AUGACGAAUAUACAUAGACUUACAGACAUGAUGCAGCUAGUAAGACAGGACCUUGUGUGCUCGCUGGGGUUUGUUUUGCUAGCAUUUCCUGUCGUCUGCUAUUCUUCAACAUAUCUGAAAGGACAAAAAGAAUUUAGAAAUGGAUCAGUGAAGACCCUUGCGGUUUCUUUAAUUGGAAAUAUCUUUGUUGUUACUAAUGACAGCAUUUUCCAGUUCCAAAAUGAUAGUAUUUCACAGGACGAUUUACAAUCUGAAAUUGACAUAACCGGAGAGAUUUCAAUUUUCAAGCUUUUCAAAUACCUAGGCGAAGAAUACUUAUUGCAGUGCAAUUAUACGUCAUGUAACACAUACAAUACCACUAACAUUUCACAGUUCAGACCAGUUCAAACAUUCGAUGAGACUUUGGCGGGAUCUUCUUUAGGGGGAGAGCAUUCGGCGCAAGUUGUCUUUGUACCUUGCAAAGAGUCUGACGAAUUCUGUUAUCUUUUCUCAGCUAUCAGCGGAAGCGGAGAUGUGGAAACAUUUUCGGAGCGUUCAUUGUACAAGUACAAAGGUGAAUUACAUAUAUUCCAUAGACAGCAGGACGUAGGCCAUCAUUACAUCAAAUCCAAACCGGAUCAAAAAUUUGAAUUCAUAUAUUCAUUUUAUUCAAGAAACGGUUUCGUGUACUUUCUGAGGAACUCAUUGACUUCUGACGGAAGGAGUGUAGCAUACAUUAGUCAAAUGUGUUCAAAGAAGAGUCAUACCUACUUCCGGUCAUAUAUGGAGAGCAAGCUAGAAUGCAAUGAUUACACAACCCUAAUAGCGGCAUUGCAUGUCCAGACGCAAACGGAAGAUUUUUUGUUAGCAUCUUUUAGCGGAUCGCAGACGAAAUAUCCUGGUUCUAUCUUGUGUAAGUUUUCAAUGGACGCCGUAGAGAAUUACUUUGCUCAUGAACAGCGGGAGUGUUUUGACGGAAAGAAAGGCAGUUUCCCGCGUUGGAUACAGCCACCUGGAGAAUCAUGCGCCGAAAAAGUGAACUUACUUAAUAUCGAGUGUGGUUAUAGGGACAAAAACACGCGCAUUGUUUUUGAUGGUUCGUUAAAAAGCUCCGAUAAGACAGUCCUUUCUAAACCAUCAGAAAGGAUCACAUCAGUCGUAGUUACACCCUACAGAAACAUCUUCGUCGGAUAUCUCGGGACUGACUCAGGCUUUUUGGAAAAGAUUUUAUUCAACUCCUCAUUUGGGAAUUCAGUCACGGUUUUUCGAUCAUCUGUUUCCAAAGGUCAUGGACAAAUCAGAAGUCUGACUUUAAGCAGUGACGGAAGCAGUUUGUUUUAUAUUGAAGACACAAAAGUGAAGUCUCGACUAUAUAUGAUAAAGACUGGCGAUUGUGAGGUACAUACUACUUGCUAUGGAUGUCUGAGCGACAUACUCUCCUGCAUCUGGCAGCAAGAGCUGUAUGAUGGAGUACAACCUUCCAGUGGAAGGUGUAUUUCGCAUGAAACACGUGUAGGAAAAACAGCUGUCGUCAGUUCAUCUUGUCCGCCGCUGGUUCAUCACGUUCAACCGAAUAAAGGACCAACUAGUGGCGGAACUGUGUUGACGUUGACUGGCUUGAUGGACAAUCCAGCUCGAUAUGGAAAAAAUAGCCAGAACGAUUGGGUACCAAUCAGCGUCAUUAUUGAUGGUGCGACGUGCAAUAUCAGUAACGUUACACAGUUUCCUGAAAGACUGGAGUGUAAAACACCCAUGACAAAAACAGCAGGAGCCUUCCGCAUUUCAUUAGAAAUGCACAAUAACGUCACAAAUACUUCUAUUCGGGACAGAUUUCAAACAAUAGUGUCCAAAGGUCAGGCCGACUAUCAACCAGAGUUUGUUUACUCGGAUCCCGUGCUGUUUGGUCGCGGAGUAGUCUAUAAGAGUGUAAAACUGUCAGGGAAUAUACAACUGACUAUACGCGGGAAAAAUCUUGACAUUGGCAGUAAGAGACGCGUACUUAUUGGUGGUCAUGAUUGCCCUAUCACUGAAUUUGACAGAAUCGAGGACAAUAAGAUAACAUGUCGUAUUCCGAAACGAAAUGAUACUAGAAAUUACACGAUAGUUUAUGAGGUUGACAAUACUCGAGUGUUUCGUCCGGUGGUAACCUACACGCCUGAACCUGUAGUCCACGACAUACAACCUAGAUCAUCUAUAGUAAGCGGAGGUUUGACACUGACCUUAUCAGGCGAAAAUCUAGAAGGGUUUGGACAAAAUUGUCAGCUGAGUCUGGACGACAACAACAUCACUGAAAUGAAUGUAAGUUUCUGUGAGAUUGCUUACGAAGCAACUGAUGCCGUUUUAUUGUGUAAAACAACAGCGUUUGACAGUUUGAAUAGCCUCCCAUUUUGGACAGUUCCAACUUUGUUUAAUGUUUAUGGAAAGCUGCGAACGAUCGACCGACUCCCGGUUCUUAUUGUAGAAGAUCCUGUCAUGGAUCGCGACGACAAAAUCAUCCCGAUCUCAGUAAAUACAAAUCAAACAGACAUUUAUUUUAAGGGGUCAAUGUUAGCAAAUAUUAGCAAACAUGACGUCAGAAUAUCAAUUGGCAUAACCAGGUGCGUUGUUAAUGAAGUACAGGAAGACGGCAUACUGUGUGAAGUGUUUGAUCUUCUUGUGUCUGCCACAGAUGGGCUAAAGAAAAACGUCAAGUGUGAAAUAGGGCACCGGUCCUACGACUUAGGCACAGUUGCGUUCAAGACUAAUCAACAGCCACGUCGCCCUCCUGUCAAAGCUUUAGUAGUCGCCGGCGCAGUCAUUCUCGGGCUAUUUGUUAUCGCCGUCGUCGGCAUCGGAAUAAAGAAAAUUAUAACCAAAAGGCACGGAUCUCUAGAUGAGCCAUACACCGUCCAAUAUCGAGAGCCAUUCCUCUGAUGCUAUACAGGAUGGACAAAAUGGUAUCGCAUUAUGCAGUAAUGUUGGAAUUAGGAUCCGGAAGAAAGGCCAUUAUUUGGAGAUCUGACCAUCAAAAUCCCUGAGUUUAUCAGGAAACUAGAGAGAGCAUCUGAGGUACGAAAACAACUAGAAACAAGCUAUCAUAUAAACAUUUAGACAGUAGUUUUUGAUACGCAUGGAAACCUCUAUAUAUUGUAUAAAUAUAGGAGCACUUCUUCCGGCAAAACUGUAAUUUUUCAUUUCAUUAUGUCUGUCGAGGUGGUUGAUUGAAUCUUGAACAAAGUAUAAUGUGGUUGAAACUUUAAAGAAUGACUAUGAACAUUUAUUGAAAUCCUCGGAAUAUGCUAGUGUAUUUCCCUUGAAUUUUAAAUGUGUAAGUUCAAAAUCAUUUCACACCUUUCUACGUUCAUUUUAUUGUUUCAGUAUAUUAGGAAACACACCUUUAUAUCCGAAUUGUUUAUUUUCUUGCUUUUUCUUUAAUUCUGCCAACACAUGUUUAAAUUAUGUAUGUAAAUAUAUACGUACUUUUUAUUUUGUGACAAAAGAAUAUCAUAGACAGAAACUAUUUCUGAAUGUUACAUAGAAGGAAAGUCUCCACAGCUUUUAUGAAUAUAGUCUAAAAUAGUGGUAAGUAGGAAUUUAAUAAAAGGUUUGCAUUCAAAUCUGAAAGACAUUUAUUUCAAAACUUAAACUUAGUUCAAUUUUAGUACAAUCAUUCUGAUUCCUUAAUUUUUUCAGUGAAUCAGCGAAAAUAUAUGAGUGAAAUUUUGUGAUAUCCCUCCACAACCAUAAGUUUCAAAAAUACGAGUGACAGCUGAAUGUCACAUCCACGUUUAUUAACGUAGGCCUGACAUCUGCUGAUAUUGUUUUCUUUACAUGAACUGUAUAUGUAACAAUAUUAUAUACGGGGGCCUAGUAUAAUAUUCGGUAUUUACUGUCAAGUCCUGUCCGUCCUCCGUUCUACCGUCGUCCAUUAUAUCUUUAAAAUUCAUGUCCUUAACUACCUUGCCAGUUUCAACCGAACUUUAAAGGAGUUUUUCUUUUAUGGUCCUCUUUCAUUUUCCUUCAGAUAUAGGUCAUCCUUGCAGAUUUAUCUUAAACGUUUUAGAAAUAAUUUUACAGCAAUGUAUCGGAGGUGAACCAUCAUUGCUUACAUUCAGCUUAUUCGAUUUUGUUGAAAAACAUGGCCGCUAGGGCAUGGGGCUUAUUUUCUCUUGGCUUGGCUGGCCUUUUACAAAAGUACACACUAGAUAUCAAACCUAAUACUGUUUAUGACAAAUAAAUGUGUUAAAUUUUAUUUUUAUGAACUGUAUAUAGUAAUUGUUCAGCCAAAUCUAGUAUGCAUUUAGGUCAAAUAAAAGGACGUUUCGGGACUGCGUAAGACGCUUUUAGAUAUCCAGCUAUGAAGAUAAGAUCAUAAAAUAAACCAACCCAUUAAGACGAACGAGUAUGCAUGCUAGUAUACCUUUAACCAUAGUGCGAGAGUGGAACCUUCUCAUUGCUAAAAGAUGCUUAUUUCCUUGUUUUAUUCCAGGUCUAUAGUGUGUACGUAGAACAUAUAUGACAAGUGUAGGCUUUUAUUUUGGCAUAUUAAAGUUCUUGUGUAUGACGUUA
Messenger RNA from Mercenaria mercenaria, 4527 nucleotides. Its product is annotated as hepatocyte growth factor receptor-like. Gene Ontology annotation, molecular function: protein binding; semaphorin receptor activity. Gene Ontology annotation, cellular component: semaphorin receptor complex. The record is from RefSeq and is a predicted model, not a curated record. Gene Ontology annotation, biological process: regulation of cell migration; semaphorin-plexin signaling pathway involved in axon guidance. The coding region runs from base 1 to 2892 and encodes 963 amino acids. NCBI's taxonomy places the organism in Eukaryota, Metazoa, Mollusca, Bivalvia, Venerida, Veneridae. The transcript has 14 exons.